AUGACAACCAGCGGCACGUAUUCGUUGUCGUCGACAAUCAAACUCGCCAAUGGAAAGCUCAUGCCAAGAGUCCAAUUGGGGGUGUAUUUGACGUCGGGAAGAGAGACGGAGGCUGCAGUCAAAAAUGCUUUAGAGGCCGGCUAUCGAGGAUUCGAUAGCGCUCAAAUGUACCACAAUGAAAAAGAAGUCGGUCGAUCCAUUCUACGCUUUCUAGAAUCCGAAAAAGGCAAACCCGAUGGUCUGACACGAGAAGACAUAUUCUUCACAUCGAAAUUGGCUUCCAAUGUGAGCUACGAUGCUACGCGGCAAUCCAUCAAGAAAUCCAUCCAGGCUUCUGGAUUGGGCUACAUUGAUCUCUUCCUGAUCCAUUCUCCGUACGGCGGCAAAGCGAAACGGCUGGAAUGCUGGCGCGCGCUGGAGGAUGCUUAUAAAGACGAGGAGAUUCGCGCAGUGGGGGUGAGCAACUACGGCAUCAAGCAUCUGCAAGAAUUGCUGGCGACAAAUCCAAAAGUCUUUCCUGCGGUCAAUCAGAUUGAAGUCCAUCCGUUCAAUACGCGAACUGAGAUAGCCGAGUUCUGUCAAGAGAACGGUAUUGUGGUCGAGGCAUAUGCACCGCUCGCUCGUGCCUAUCGCUUUCGUCACCCGACUAUUGUUUCACUUGCGAAAAAAUACGGCUGCACUCCGGCGCAGUUGAUGGUGCGAUGGAGUCUGCAGCAUGGCUAUGUGCCCUUGCCGAAGAGCGUCAAGAAGGAUCGCAUUGUUGCUAAUGCGCAAGUGGAGGGGUUCGAAAUCGACUCGGCCGAUAUGGACACUAUGGAUGGAUUGGAUGAAUAUUUGGUCACAGACUGGGAUCCAGUGGAUGCGCCAUGA
This is a messenger RNA of Talaromyces marneffei, 870 nucleotides long. RefSeq lists its product as uncharacterized. Lineage: Eukaryota; Fungi; Ascomycota; Eurotiomycetes; Eurotiales; Trichocomaceae. Bases 1 to 870 code for a protein of 289 amino acids. The record is from RefSeq and is a predicted model, not a curated record. The transcript has 5 exons. Gene Ontology annotation, molecular function: oxidoreductase activity.